GGGAGGACCAUACUGCUUCUUAAGCUCCAGCAAUUCAAGCUGAGGCUAGAAAGCCAGACAGGCAGCCGCCCCUCGGGAUCUCCACCUGUCCUUCCAGGCUGGGAAGAAGAGCCCAGCCUGCCGCCCGAGCUCAGGAGCCCAGCCACCCCUGCCCUGCCAGCAUGGCCAACCAGCUGACCGAGGAGCAAAUUGCCGAGUUCAAGGAAGCCUUCUCUCUGUUUGACAAGGACGGGGAUGGCUGCAUUACCACCCAGGAGCUGGGCACCGUCAUGCGGUCCCUGGGCCAGAACCCCACAGAGGCUGAGCUCCAAGGCAUGGUGAAUGAGAUCGACCGGGAUGGAAAUGGCACGGUGGACUUCCCCGAGUUCCUGGGCAUGAUGGCCAGGAAGAUGAAAGACACGGACAGCGAGGAGGAGAUCCGGGAGGCCUUCCGCGUGUUCGACAAGGACGGCAACGGCUAUGUCAGCGCAGCCGAGCUGAGGCACGUGAUGACCAGACUGGGGGAGAAGCUGAGCGAUGAGGAGGUGGAGGAGAUGAUUCGGGCAGCAGACACGGACGGAGAUGGGCAAGUGAACUAUGAGGAGUUUGUGCGCAUGCUGGUGUCCAAGUGAGGGGCUCCUGGGCUGCCCACCUGGCUGGGCAGAGGCCACCUCUUACUGCAGCAAGAACCUCACUCAGGCCUUAAGCUUGAGUCCCCAGCUUAAGCUCCGUCCCCAGCUUCCUCUGGGCAAUGCUGCUUUGGGGAAAAGUGGAUUCCAUCAACCUUUCUGCACCUCCUUUUCUGCCAACUGCUCACCUGCUCGCACAGCAGGAUGCAGAACACCCUCAAGCCAAGCAAAGCAUAAAAUGCUGCCGCCACUCAGGAGCAGAAGCAGAAAAACCUGCCUCUGCACCAAAGUGAACCAAAGGACCAGUAAAUGUUUCCUGACUCUGCCAUCUGCCAGGAUGGGCCUGGUGACAUCUUAGAGCUACCUGUUAGGGCAGGAUCCCUAACAGGUGUCCAACACGGGGACCGGGGGGAUUAUAGCCCUCAGUCCAUGCCAGAAUUCCUGGAACAUCUUGGACAGAAGACUUCAUCUGCUGUUGGACUGGGGAGACGUCUUGGCCAUGGAUUGAAGAGUGGUGACGGGGACUUGGAUGACUGAGGCCCAGCCUUCUGAAAAACAUCACUGCCCUUCCACAAAAACGGCACUUGCUUGUUCCAUUCUGUCUUCGCCAAACUUCUGUGAUUCGUCUUUUGAAGCUGGGAGUAAAACUGGGGUCAGUUGUCACAUGCUUACAAUUCACCUGGAAAGAGGGAAAUUUGACUGAAAGGGAGAGGGAAGCUGCAGGCAAAUAAAUACGAUGUCAUGUUCCUAUUUGGUUUCCUUUUUUC
Molecule: messenger RNA, 1375 nt
Organism: Marmota monax (woodchuck)
Lineage: Eukaryota; Metazoa; Chordata; Mammalia; Rodentia; Sciuridae
Gene: Calml3
Product: calmodulin like 3
Exons: 1
Coding region: 162-611 (149 amino acids)
Cellular component (GO): myosin II complex
Molecular function (GO): calcium ion binding
Source: RefSeq, a predicted model, not a curated record